This is a messenger RNA of Ophidiomyces ophidiicola, 456 nucleotides long. It is a transcript of the gene UBC2, whose product is annotated as Ubiquitin-conjugating enzyme E2 2. NCBI's taxonomy places the organism in Eukaryota, Fungi, Ascomycota, Eurotiomycetes, Onygenales, Onygenaceae. Gene Ontology annotation, molecular function: ubiquitin conjugating enzyme activity. Gene Ontology annotation, biological process: DNA repair; proteasome-mediated ubiquitin-dependent protein catabolic process; protein polyubiquitination. The coding region runs from base 1 to 456 and encodes 151 amino acids. Gene Ontology annotation, cellular component: HULC complex. The record is from RefSeq and is a predicted model, not a curated record. The transcript has 4 exons.
AUGUCCACCGCUGCCCGCCGUCGGUUGAUGAGAGAUUUCAAGCGAAUGCAAACGGACCCCCCUGCCGGAGUCUCCGCUUCUCCUGUCGCCGAUAAUGUGAUGACAUGGAAUGCGGUGAUUAUUGGCCCAGCAGACACGCCAUUUGAGGAUGGAACUUUUCGCCUUGUGAUGAAUUUUGAAGAACAGUACCCCAACAAACCCCCUGGAGUGAAGUUUGUCAGCAAAAUGUUUCAUCCCAAUGUCUACGGGACCGGGGAGCUCUGUUUGGAUAUCCUACAGAACCGCUGGAGCCCUACAUAUGACGUGGCGGCGAUAUUGACAAGUAUUCAAAGCCUGCUUAAUGACCCAAAUACCUCGUCUCCUGCCAAUGUCGAAGCGUCCAAUCUCUACAAGGAUAAUCGCAAGGAGUAUGCGAAACGUGUACGAGAAACUGUAGAGAAAAGCUGGGAAGACUAA